AUGAAGGAGGAGAUGAAGGAGGAGACGAUGGAAUCGUCGUGGUUUGAGUCCAUUUCGGACUACGAGGACGAAACGACCUUCUGCAACAUCCAGUCUGGCGUAGAGUCGCCUCAGCUUCCCAUCCAAGACGAUGGUGAUGGUACUGGCCUCUCCGCCGUGAGCGGCGAGUCGUGGGUUGGAAUCUCGGCCGCGGCCGCGACGACCUCGCUGCCUCAUGUUGCGCAGCCCAUGAUGCCCCAGUCGCCUGGCCUGCAGGCCGAUCUUGCCCUGGACGCCUCGUGGGCAAGACUGCACCUACCGCCCAUGGGAGAUUUCCAAGGCAACUUCGUGGGCGCCGCCGCCAACAACGGCCAGACGGCCCAAGGACUCUACGCCUACCAGUUCCCAGUGUCGGCAGCAAACACGUCCAUGAUGCACCAGAGCGGUCUUUCGACUCCGCCUUCGGAAUCCAACGCCGUGGGUAUUUCUGGUCACUCAUUCUAUCCGCCCCAUGAAUCUUUCGACGCUCAGGCGACGAUGGUUUUCUCAGAUGGAGACCAUGAUCAGCAACGCCAGGACCAGCACCUGUCCAUCUUCGACGGCCACACUAAGAGUUGGCUUUCGAGUGCCGUUGCCGCCCACUUUCUCCCAGAGACCGCCUUUUCGCAGUCCGCGGCGCUAGAGCUCAUGCCCGUCCCAGUCAGCGGCGCUCCUCCCAUGUCGUCCCGGCUUGGAACUCCGUCCCUGUCACCUCACGAGCUGCAUUAUUCGGACGGCUCGCCUGUCGACUACGCGUCUGACGGCUCAGAUGCGGCCUCUUCGCCUGUUGCAACAGCCUCGGUGUCUUCCUCGGGUUCCAACUACAACCAUGGAUCGGUGAUGGCCACAGCCAGAGCCAGAAGGGCUGCCAGACGCAACACCCUGGCCCUUCGCCGCUCCUCGCGGACUCGCCUCCCGAGCAUUGCCCCAGCUAUGCUGCAGGGCACGACUGAGCAAGACCACGGAGCUUCUUACAGUGGCAUCGGCAUCGAAGCCGCCGGCAGCAAUGUAUCCCUGCCAUCGGGAACGACCACGACGACUACCCCCCGGCGCCGCAGGACCUCGUUCCGGUUCCACUACACUCAGCAGCAGCAGCAGCAGCAGCAGAACCAGAACCAGCCGCAGCAAUUUGCUUCGUCGCUUGACGCGAUCACCAGCAUCUGGUCGUCCGGAGUGAAGCCUCCCGGAGCACCGUACCAGUACGUCAACCAGAUGGACGCAGAGAGCCUCGAGUUCUUCGAGCGCACUCUCCUCGCGGACCGCGACGACUCUCUCCGCGUCAAGGUGCCCUUCAAGAUGAUCCAGCACAAGCUCCGCCACGUCUUUUGCGGCGCCCAGGAGACACUCCGCGGCCAUCACCGCCGCCUGGUCAAGCAGCCAUCCCAGCGCGUGCGCAAGCCCGUUUGGCACGAAGUUGACGUCAAGCUGCUCCGCCGGGCCGUCGACUCGCCCCGCUGCAAGUUCCCCAACGGCAAGAUCAGCUGGCGCGCCGUCAGCCAGUACAUCUCGAGCAGCGGCGGGACCUACGACUUUGGCAUCACGACCUGCAGCCGCAAGUGGAACGAGCUCACCGGAGGAGCAGCAGCAGCAGGCGGCGCCGCCGUCGACGAUGACGAAGACGACGAGGACCAGUAA
This is a messenger RNA of Purpureocillium lilacinum, 1653 nucleotides long. RefSeq lists its product as uncharacterized. The record is from RefSeq and is a predicted model, not a curated record. NCBI's taxonomy places the organism in Eukaryota, Fungi, Ascomycota, Sordariomycetes, Hypocreales, Ophiocordycipitaceae.